Molecule: messenger RNA, 636 nt
Organism: Lactuca virosa
Lineage: Eukaryota; Viridiplantae; Streptophyta; Magnoliopsida; Asterales; Asteraceae
Source: the annotation of a GenBank genome assembly
AUGGAGUCCAAAGGAAUAAAGAAGUUGUUGAAGAAACAGUUUUCUCAAAUUCUUCAGUUACCAGCUAUAGGCUCGUUUGAAGAGCCAACUUCUACACAAAUGUUUCACAUGCUUAAUCAAAUGGGGCUUACUCCACCUAUUUUUGUUAUUAUACAAGAAAAUGUUGGGUGUGAUCCUCGUGUUCCUACUCCUAAGAAAGCGAAUUCGAAGCCAAAGGGUGUUACCAUUAAGGAACCAUCUGCUGAUGAACAACCAAAGAAACGAAAAGCAUCUUGUGUGUUAAAAGUAAAAGUGAAGUCACAAUCUUCAAAGCUAAAGUUGAAGAAACCUAUGAAGACUGUUGAGACGGUUUUUAACGAAGAAGAAGUAGUUUUUGAGAUUGAUGAUGAAGAAAUGGAUACUAAAUUUCAUACAAAUGUUUCACCACAAAGAGAUGCCUUUGUCAAAUUGAAUAUCAAGGAGACAAGCAACCUAGAUGUCACUGUGAACACAUCUCAUGUGGACGCAAACAUCACAAAUAGUGAACAAAAUUCAACAUCUAUUCCCGAGUCGAAUACUGUCACACCACCCGAAGGUCCUACUUCCAAAUCCAAUACGGAGGAGUAUAGUUCUUCCAAAUUCGACCUCUAUUCCUGA